Copidosoma floridanum is the source of this 1998-nucleotide messenger RNA. RefSeq names its product Rabenosyn-5 (gene Rbsn-5). Lineage: Eukaryota; Metazoa; Arthropoda; Insecta; Hymenoptera; Encyrtidae. Gene Ontology annotation, molecular function: metal ion binding. The record is from RefSeq and is a predicted model, not a curated record.
CUCUCUCUUAUCUCGCCGCCUACUUUAUGACGCUUGUGAUUGUCAAUAACAAAAAAAAGUUACAAAAAUUAUGUGUAAAAAACAUAAUUAACUUAAUUCGUCUAUUAAAAGCCAAAGGACAAAGUGAAUUCUCGGAGCAUCGUUCUUUUUAAUGUUUUAUCGUGUGUGGGGUACACGCUAAAAACGUUCGUUACUGUUGACAAUCUGUGUGACAACUGACAAUGGCCGAGACGGAGCAGCCCAUCGAGGGCUUCAUCUGCCCUAUUUGCAUGACGGAUUGUAAAACGCCGACUCUGUUGACCAAACACUUUGAGGAUUAUCACAAGGACGAUCCGGAAAUAUUCAGAUCUCUCAAAGGUCUGUUUGGAAAAGCUAAGAAAAAAAUAUUGAAACAAGAUGAAAUUCCAGAUUACUCUAGUCCAAUUUUAGCCAAGAAUCAAAGAAGUAGAGAAGAAAUCGAUUGGGGACCGCAAGAAAUUGGUGGAAUAAGAUCGCACACCAAGUACUUUAAAGAAGUGAGAAAUACAAGGCUGGAAAGAUAUGCCUCAGAAACUAACAAGCUCAUCAUAAGACUGGACAAACUCCUAAGCAACAUACCAAAUGAUCCUGUUGAGAAAAAAGCUCGUGAGCGAGAUAUCGUGCCCUGGAUGGACGACAAAGACGUCAGGCUGUGUCUCACGUGUGCAAAAAGUUUCAACUUAACCAGAAGAAAACACCACUGCAGAUUAUGCGGCGUUAUGAUGUGUCACGACUGCAGUCUAUUUUUAUCCCUCGCUGAAGCUCGAAGAAUGACAAGUCCAGCAACCGUCCAAGACGACUCCGCUCUCUCACCAACGAUCGAAUCCAAGCGUUUCUCUGAUCGCCUGGUACAGGCAGGAUUUGGUCUGAAAAAACUCGCCCGAUCCCCGUCCGGUGGUAGUCUUAACAGCGUUUUGUCUAUUAUGACCGACUCGUCGAGUAGCGAGCAAUUCUUCCGCGUCUGCCAGCACUGCAAAAACCUUCUGGAUGCGCGAGAAAGACUAAAAGCCCGGCACUUUGACAAACCAAUAGUUUAUCAGUUUUACGAAAAAAUGCAAGCUCAAAUAAAGGAGGCAAAUCGGUUUAUUGAAAUGUAUCACAAAAUGUGGAACUCAUUGAGCGAGGGUGAAUCGACGUAUGAUUUGCGCGACGCGCAGAUGGUCAGGGCAAAAAUCGCCAAGAUCGGUGACAACAUUGAUCUGAUUAGCAAGAGAAUAGCCACGCUUGUAAAUGUGGACGAGAACAGUUCGGCUUUGCUGAAGCAGGAGUACAGAUUGAAUCAAAUGGUGAGGACAUCAGCGAUGCUUUACUUGAAAAAUGAAUUGCUGAGGACACAACCGGUACCGACCGAAGAGGAGUAUGAAGCUAUAAAAAAAGAACGCCAAGAGAGAGUAAGAGCAAGGAUCGAGUACGAGAGACAGCUGGAACAGGAACAAAGGGAAAAGAAAUUAAAAGAAUCGCAGAGAGAUACACCGCAGAAGGCCUAUGAUCACAGUGCGAGAAAAAGUCCUACACUUUCUACAAAUCAACUGGUCUUAGAUCAAUCUCAGGGUUGGGGUACAUCAAACCGUCCGGGUGGAAACAUGAUGAUAUCGUCCACGUCAUUAGAUCCGUUUGUUGAACAAAUGAGUAAUCUUCGAUCUUACAUAAAACAGGCACGAGAAGAGUGCAAAUUUGAGGAAGUAGCUACUUUGGAAAAGAAUCUGAAAGAACUUCAAAGUGCCUACUUUACGAUGCAACAAAGUGAUACCAACAACUGACGACUGAACGGACCUUCAAAACUAACUUCUCUGCGAUAAAUAUGACACUACUAGGAUAUAAUUUCAAAUAAGUAUUCUCGUCGAUAGAUAAUGGAAGUCCUAUUGCCAUUAUUACUCAUACUAUUUUUAAAAUGCUUUUUUAUUUACAAAUAUUGCUAGACGUACAUCCAAACAUUGUUAUAUAAUAAAAGUUUAAUAAAUAAAAUACAUAUAACCGGUA